Messenger RNA from Exophiala mesophila, 2711 nucleotides. RefSeq lists its product as uncharacterized. The coding region runs from base 1 to 2478 and encodes 825 amino acids. Gene Ontology annotation, molecular function: transmembrane monodehydroascorbate reductase activity. The record is from RefSeq and is a predicted model, not a curated record. NCBI's taxonomy places the organism in Eukaryota, Fungi, Ascomycota, Eurotiomycetes, Chaetothyriales, Herpotrichiellaceae. The transcript has 2 exons.
AUGUCUCCCUCACCACAGCUUGCUCCCCCGGGUAGCAGUUCAUACGACUCAGGAACAAUGCACGUUGGCGAUGGCACUUGGGACGCUGGAAGAGACACCUUCCUGCUGCCGAACUUGGUCGGCACCAACUUCGCGACAACUAGAUAUAAUGGAAUGGGAAACCGCUUUUUCACCAUGACUGGAUACCAUGCCUUGGUCAGAACGCACGGUAUCAUUGCGGCCAUUACAUUUCUCGGCGCUGUGCCGACCGCCAUCUUCCUCAUGCGCUUCUACGGUCGCAAUCCACGACUAGCCCUCCGCAUGCACAUUUGGCUUCAAAUCCUUACCUUGCUCUUGACCACUGUCGUCUUCAUCCUCGGGUUCAUGGCCGUCGGGCCCAAUCGAAGUCUAUCAAACCCCCAUCAUGGCAUCGGUGUCGCCAUUUAUGUGCUAUUGUGGGUGCAAGUCUUUUGGGGAUGUAUCGCGCAUAGAGGCAGAGCCAAAACCGCACCACAUACACCACUUCGAGUCAUGCUCCAUCAAUGGCUUGGCCGAGCAAUCGCUCUUUUGGGCAUCACCCAGGUGGCUCUUGGGCUCACCUUGUAUGGGUCGCCCCUCUACCUCUUCGUCUUGUAUACCCUCUUGAUGAUUGCUUACAUAGUAGUCUAUUUCAUCCUGUCCUACUUGGCUGAACGACGCCAAGGCCAACGUUUCGGCGACCGUGUCGGAGGCUACUAUUCUGAAGAGGUUGCCUCCCGUCCCGGCCAACAUAAGGAACGUGGCGGCUGGGGGAAAUGGAUCCUGGGGGGUGCUGCCGCCCUUGGACUAGCCUCACUGUGGCGACGACGAUCCCAAAAGCAAAACAAUCAGACCGAUGGCUCACUAGGAACCGAGACAAGCAUGUCUUCAUCUUACAUUUCUGAAGAGAAAUAUUCUCAUCGACCAGAGCCUCGCAAAGAGAAGAGCGGCUUCGGCAAUCGUCUGUUGCAGAUUGCGGCAAUUGGCGGGGCAGUGGCUGCGGCGAAGAAAAUAUUUGGUGGACGUGGUCGAGACGACGAAUCUGAUGUCGGGCCAUACAGACCACCGCUCGGAGGCAAUCAAUCGGUUGUUUCGGAUUCCAUGUCGCGAAUUGAAGAAGGACGACCAAAUAUGAGACCAACAACACCACUCGGGACCAGUCCAGGACACGUUCGUCCCACUCAUCCUCUCGCCCAGCCUCCCUUGACACCGGGGUCUGGACGCCGUCGCAGCUCUUCCACGUAUUCAUAUUAUGAUGAUUCGUAUCUGUCAGGGUCACCAUCUAGACGCGAUCGCCGGUCUCACACAUUCCGCGAUGCGCUGGCUGCUGGGGGGGCUGCCUUUGCAGUGCGGUCCUUGUUCAAAAAUCGGCGGCAGAGGAAGGAAGACAUGCGGUCUGAAACGUUGCGACGGCAACGCAUUGAGCAGGAAAAGAUUCAACGCAUGAACUCAGCCCAUAAGUAUACGGGCGAUGGAAUCAGACCUCCGAGGAGGACCCAUGGUAGGAUGGGCAGCCAGUCGGCAACGGACCUUUCCAGUGCGUUGGAUGACAACCCUCACCACGGCAUGAGUGGUGCGCUGCCAGCUGCUGGCGUCGGGGCAGCCGCCGCAAGUGCUCUUGCGGAUCGCAAUCGAAUACGCCCAGUGGGCAAUGAUCCCCCAGUCGAAGUGCCAGGCCAUCCCAUGAUCGGCCAACAUGGCAUGGAUAUACCUCCAAUCCCUCCUCCUCACCACAAUGAUCAUGACUCCUCUGGUAGUGAGCUCUACACCACCAACUCCGGACGACAACGCCAUCGCCAUCGCAAUGCGGCGGCGGCCGGACUCGCCGGGGCUGCACUUGGGGCAGCAGCAGCAGAAGGACGACAUAGGUUUUCCAACCGUGCAAAUGCCAACACGGACUCGAUGGAAUCACCGCCGGUGUCUGUUAAGAUCAACAUGCACAACGACGGCCGCAAAGUUACUCUGCGGCGACUGACAGAAGAAGAAGCGGCGGCUCAACGCGAGGCCAGACAAAGAGAACGGCGAGCCUCAGCGGUUGGCAGACGACGAAAUUCUAGCCUUUCAAGCAGCGACAUGGGCGAGAUGGUUGGCGAAGGCGGCGCUAGUGCAGCAGCGGACCGACGCUGGAGGAGGACCGAGGCGCUCGAGGCACAGCAGGCCGCAGAGAACGAAGCAGCAGCAGCAUCAAACGUGCGGCCACAAGCUGUCACUCCGGCGCACUCAUUCUAUCCCAGUCCGCCACCUCCUGGAAGUGGAGGGGUGGCGGUAGACCAUUCGGCCGGCCAAGCUUAUCAGAUACCACUGCCACCGCCUAUCCCAGGUUCUCACAGCAAUCUUGGUCCUGCUGGUAGUGUUACCAGUCCAGGAACGGAAACGAGUGGUGCGACGGAAUACGCAAAUAAUCGCAGAAGACGGAGGGCAGAGCGAGCGCAGGCCAGAUUGGCGAGAGAAGGUCGAGGCAACACAGUGGAUUUUACCUAGGCGUUACGAGCACCUACAUUGACGAAUUGAAUGGACUAUCAGCAUGGGCCCUCACGAUGUGACGACAGGGAAUUUGUAGUCGAUCUGAUUGAUUCAUUCUGGGGUAUUUGGCAAGAAACCGAGAAGAAGCAUUUGCAGAUCGCGUGGGAUCUGUUGGAAAUGGUUUGCUAUUGCAAUGACUGUUCAUAUCAUGACUAGAACUGGCAUUGCACAUGCAUGAUUGUUUGGAUAGG